Messenger RNA from Neopsephotus bourkii (Bourke's parrot), 3738 nucleotides. RefSeq names its product QRFP-like peptide receptor. The transcript has a single exon. Gene Ontology annotation, biological process: neuropeptide signaling pathway. Gene Ontology annotation, cellular component: membrane. Gene Ontology annotation, molecular function: G protein-coupled receptor activity; peptide binding. The record is from RefSeq and is a predicted model, not a curated record. NCBI's taxonomy places the organism in Eukaryota, Metazoa, Chordata, Aves, Psittaciformes, Psittacidae. Bases 76 to 1404 code for a protein of 442 amino acids.
AAACAUGCCCGGAGCGCACAGGGCAGCGCGGCAGGCUCGGCCCCUUUAGCCCAGGGAGCCCGGGGGGGCUAAGCCAUGAAUUCCUCCCUCCCAACCCCCGGGAUCCCCCCCGGCCCUCUGCAGCUCUGGCAGGAGGAGAACCAGACCCAAGGUGGGCUCUGGAAUGGGAGCCAGGAGCUGGGAUGGGAAGAGCUGGAGAAGAUGCUCUUCCUCUUCGUGAAGGAGCCUGUCACCAUCAGCCUCACAGCGAUGUACCUGGUGUCGUUCGUGGUGGGCUUUGUGGGCAACAUCAUGUCCAUCAGGGUGCUCACCCGGAAGCGUCGGAGUCGGGUGUCCAGCCUGAGUGCCACCCGCAGCCUCCUCAUCAACCUGGCAGUGUGCGACCUCAUGGUGGUGUGUGUCUGCAUGCCCAUCACCGUGGGCAACCUCAUCUACAAAGCCUGGGUGUACGGGGACUUCCUUUGCCGGGCAGUGCCCUUCAUCCAGGCUGUUUCUGUCUCCGCCAGCGUCCUCAGUCUGACCGUCAUCAGCGUGAACCGGUACUACAGCGUGCAUAACCCACUCAACGCCCGGUCUUUCUUCACCCAGAAAAGGAUCCUCAGCACCAUCCUGGUGGUGUGGCUGUUAUCCUCAGGGAUAUGCAUGCCCCUCAUCUUCAUGAACAAACGGGAUGAAAUUGGGGUGGUGGAGGGCUUGCCUCUGGUGUUUUCCAUCUGCAGGGAGAUUUGGCCUCAGGAGAGGCUCAAGCAAGCCUACAACUUUCUGCUCUUCUGUGCCCUCUAUUGCCUGCCAGUCCUGUUCAACAUGGUCAUCUGCUUCCUCACGGUGCGCAAGCUGUGGAGCCGCAGCGGCCAGCUGAAGGAGAGCACUGCCCUGAACCGAUCUCUGCCAGCCUCCAGGCUGAAGAUACGGAAGAAGGUAGCGCAGAUGGUGGUGGCCCUGGUGCUGCUGUUUGCAAUCUCCUGGCUGCCCGUCUACCUGAUGGACAUCUGGAUUGAUUUCAACAUCCCCAAAUCCCUGCAGGAUGUGACUCCUUCUCCUUGGAUCUUGCAGCUCAGACCUUAUGCCCAGUGGCUUGGCCUCACCAAUUCCAGCCUCAACCCCAUAUGCUAUUGCUUUGUUGGGAACCUCUACAGGUCAGCCAAGGAAAUGAAGAGCAAAUACCACCAAAGAAUGGUCUCUUUCUUUAAUUUCUCUCUGUCUGAAGGGACAACCCGUUCCUCAGUCCCAGAGCUGCUCUCUUACCAGAGCUCAAUGGACCCUGCAAAGAAAGGACCCUCUGCCACCCCUACCAUGGGCAGAAGAUGUCAGGGAGGUCACGGACACAAGAACAAGUGUGGACACUUGAACUGCUGCCAGCAUCCACCCCCAAACACUGUCUCCAGUGAGAACACUUCUUUGUGAUUCACCCUCCCCUGCAUUUAAUGACUCUUAGGAGGACUUUCUGAGCCAGGUAUUUUAAUGAUGGGAGAAAAAACUUCCUUCUAAUCACUCCCACCACCAGUUCAAAAACUGAGACAGGGAAAGAAGCAAAUAAUGAGAGAAAAAAGUGACAUAUUUUAACUCAGAUCAAAUUUUAAGACAAAAGCUUUUUACUGGGGACAACUGGAUGUGGAGCCUGUUGCCCAGUCAACAGCCACAUAAUUACAUAGAUCAACUUCCCAACGAGUGAGCUCUCCCUGCAGCUCCAUCUCUGGAUGCAGAGAUGCAGUUUGGAUACAGCAAUGAUUUGACUGCUUGCUGCUGCUCGCCCUGUGCUGAUAAAGAGCAGCAAUAAGAGGCACUCUGAGCUCCAAACCCAUCAGUUGUAGUUGCAAGCAGGGAAGAAAUGCUAAGAACAGCAUCAUAAUAAAGUAACAGUAGAGGAGAAUUUCACAUACUUUACCCCUUGAGAUUUCAUUGUCUGAUUGUUUCAGUCCUCCAUGCAAACAAAUCCCCCUGAUGUGAAGAGACAGAGCCAGAAGCACUAAAGCAGCCAUCACCGCUCUGCACUUGGGAAUUCAAAAGGGAUAAUGUGGCUUUGGAGGUGAUGUAGGAAAUGCAAUAGGAAAAUGUUUUUUGGGCAUCAGCUCUCUUUCUCCCAGCUACGUUACUGCAGGUGGAGCGGAAAGAACUGGGCAUCUAUUAACAUCAUUUGCACUUGAAAACUGUGCUCAGGCGUGUCUGCACCAAAGUCAAUGGCAUGUGGAAAUAAAAAUAGAAAGUGGUUUAUAGCUAAUAAAAUCAGAAUCAACGAAUGCAAUGCUAUUUGUCUGGGAAGGAGAGAAUCAAAGUGCUUGCUUUUCCUGAGGAUCAGAAAUAGGUUGAAACCUAUUUCUUCCAUCAUCUCCUUUAAAGGAGGCUUUGAUAAAUAAAUGGGAUACUUUUAUUACCUUAACAUCAGAAAGCCCCACUAACGCUUGAGAAUUCUAUUGUGCUGAGCACUGGAUCUGUAUUUAUAAAUGAAAGAAGCCUUUCUCCCAGAUGUCUAAGUGAAAACACAUCAGGCCUGAACAGGUGGGAGAAAAAAGGAAUACAACAAAGACCCUAAAGGCUGGAAUGAAACUAAGGCUCAGCCCCUUCCCCAUGCCCACCUGAUGCUCAGUGGCAUAGAAGAGCCCAUGCCCUGGUUACCUAUAUACCAGCACCCAGCACAGCCAGGCACUCCUCUCAGUAAGUCCCAGGACCAGUGCAGCAGCAUUCCUGGGACAGGAUUUUGCAUUUAAUGGAAUUCAGGCUUUUGAUGAUUAGGAUUCCUUUUUGUAAUUGCUGAACAAGGGAACUGUGUUCUGGCAAAUCAAAGUUUCAGGUAAUAUUCUCCUGCCUUCUGGGGAGCUUUUUGCUUACAAAAACCACCAGAGCCAAAACACAGCCAUUCAGCCCGACAGGACUCCCACCUUUGUAAUGAUUGCUCAGUAACGUUUUAACAAUGAUCUUCCAGGAGAACAAAAAAAUCCCCUCUUAACAGAGCCCUGCACUAUUUAUGUUCUCUUUUUGUGUGAACGAGAAUGAAAUUACAACUCCUUGGUUUUACUUUGGGUGAGAAAUCGCUUUUAUGUGUGCUGUUUGACGAGAACAUCUGCAUUUUUGCAGGUGAUUAUGUGAGCGUACCUACUGCCGGAGCUUUUAGCUGUGGAGAAAAGCCUGUGAAUAUUUUAUUUCCUCUUUCAAGGCAUAUUUUUAGGGCUGGCAAAAGGUGCCAGGGUGAGGAGCAUUAAAAGCUCCCUCCAAAUGCUGACUGCCUCCAGGUCCUGACUGUCUCCAUCCCCAGACCAGAUGUGACACAAUACUGACACUUCCCUACCCAUGUAUUUAAUCCUGCCCUGAAUAACCCUAAGUGGAUGGAUGGUGGAGAGGCCAGGUCAGCUCUAUCCCAGGUAGUGGCCCAGCUCUGAAAAUGGCCAGGAUCAAAUAAUGCAAUCAAAGGUGCAAGACAUUCACAUCUUAAAGCAUCCCAGAGGAGAUGCUUUCCUUCUCUCAGCUCAAGAACUGAUACCUGAUGCCCUGAGAGUCUCUGUAUCCUCUAUGGAGGCAGAAAUACCCAGGACUGCAUGUUCUGAAUGUGCCUGUGCCUUUCCCUCCUGCUGCAGAUGCCCAGGCCUUUGUCCAGCCCCACAGCGUUCCUGACCACUAAGAUACACGGUGGCAAGGACCACUUCCACCGGGCAAGCUCGUCUCCUCUUCACACUUUUCAAUGUAUUUUCCAGUUUCAUUCAGUGUUCUUAUUUUCCUAUAAUAAAGUCUAAUUGUUCAUUUUAA